Molecule: messenger RNA, 1142 nt
Organism: Planococcus citri (citrus mealybug)
Lineage: Eukaryota; Metazoa; Arthropoda; Insecta; Hemiptera; Pseudococcidae
Product: dehydrogenase/reductase SDR family member 4-like
Exons: 7
Coding region: 166-927 (253 amino acids)
Molecular function (GO): carbonyl reductase (NADPH) activity
Source: RefSeq, a predicted model, not a curated record
UAAUAUCGCAGGCUUCCCAUGAAUCCAGUUAAAAUUUUAUCAUAGUGAAACGAUAGUUCAAGUUGUAAGUACAUACUUACUUUUUCACAAAGAUUUUUCAAAUUUUAAACUCGUCCUGAAGUGUGUACGCAUGGCAAUUUUAAAAGCCAAUUCCACACCAGUAUAAUGAACAGAUUAAUCGGAAAAGUUGCUAUUGUCACAGGAUCGACCCAAGGGAUCGGAUUCGCAAUGGCUAGAAGACUAGCCGCUGAAGGAGCCAAAGUAGUGGUUAGUAGUAGACAAGAAGCCAACGUAAACGAAGCAGUAAAAAAAUUGAAACAUUUAGGCCAUGAAAAUAUUACUGGCACUGUAUGCCACGUAUCUAAGCCAGAAGACCGUAACAGAUUAUACGAAGAAGCGUUGAAUAAAUUCGGAGGCAUAGAUAUAUUAAUCUCCAAUGCAGCUGUAAACCCUCAUGUGGGACUCACUGCUGAGUGCACGGAAGAUAAAUGGGAUAAAAUAUUCGAUGUAAAUGUCAGAAGUUCAUUUCUCCUUAUUAAAGAAGUGCUACCCUAUUUAAAGGAAAGAAACGGCGGGUCAAUUGUCACUGUAUCGUCAAUUGUUGGGCUGAAUCCUUUAGCGUUGAUUGGUCCAUACAGUGUAAGUAAAAGUGCCUUAAUAUCAUUAACUAAAGUUUUUGCCAACGAGCUUGCUUCUCACAAUAUCCGAGUCAACUGUAUAGCCCCUGGAGUGUAUCGGACUUCGUUCACGAAAGUGGUAUUGGAAAAUAAAUCUAUUCACGACGCUGUUUUGUCUACAAUCCCAAUGCGAAGAUACGGCGAGACAAGUGAUAUAGAAGGCGUUGCUGCUUUUUUGUGCUCUGAUGAUGCAAAAUACAUUACUGGAGAAACGAUUAUUGUUGCUGGGGGAGUGCAUUGUAGACUAUAGAUUGGUAUUAUUACCUAUGUAGAUGUUGCAGUUGCAGGUUAAAUUAAGAUUUAUUGAAAGGUGUGAUUUAAAUUUGUAAAAGUACAGGAAGAAAAAUGCAAAUCUAAAAAUACAGUUCAAAUUCCACUUUUUUUCUGCAAGAUACUGUACCUAAUUGAAGUUGAAAAUUAAACAAAAAGAAGCCAAGAAGGUAUAAAUUUUUUGUUUGUUUAAAA